Molecule: messenger RNA, 4490 nt
Organism: Saccostrea echinata
Lineage: Eukaryota; Metazoa; Mollusca; Bivalvia; Ostreida; Ostreidae
Product: protocadherin gamma-B5-like
Exons: 5
Coding region: 640-3933 (1097 amino acids)
Biological process (GO): homophilic cell-cell adhesion
Cellular component (GO): plasma membrane
Molecular function (GO): calcium ion binding
Source: RefSeq, a predicted model, not a curated record
GGUCACAAACAAGCAUGUGUAUCACAGCUCUUCUGACAUCUCGGCUAACUUGUUGUCUUGUGACAAAGUAGGCAGUCCCAGUUCACUCAUCCACGACGCUGCGAGCAGUCAGCUUUAUCAAAGAGUCAGGACAACAGUGUGCUGGAAUGGUCAGGAAAACAGGGUUCCUUUUAGGAUGUGUCAACUCUUUAGUGUAAUAAGGGAAAUAUUUAAGUUGUCUUAACAGCUUAGCGGGUAUAUUUGUUAGGGAGAUUAUCAGCAGCUUUAACCGUGAGGAUGGACAAUGGCUACAUCGUUAAUUUCUUGCCUAAUGUAACCUUAGAAUUUCUAAAUGGAGAAGUAAUUGAAAAUUUGUGUUGACAUACAAGAGGAAGUCUAAAUUUUUAACAGUGUCUGGUUUGUUUGUUGUAAAGGAAGCUAAGCUGUAGAUAAAUAAGACCAGGAUAUUGGUGCAAUAAUAUAAACAUCAGUUUACAGGCUGACCCUUUAAUUUUUCGUGAUUCUUCUUGGGACAAACAUUUUUCAGUUUGGAUUCAAUAGUUUUACAAGAAGGUAGAGUUAUAAAGGAGCCAUUGGUAACCCAGCGUGGAGGAAAUGACCAGAGACCCCGCCUUUUGUGAAGGAUAAACACAAUCAGCCAUGGCAGUUCUUUUCCUACUGUGUGCUUUAUCCAUUUUCGUGACUUCUUCUGCAGAAACUGUUGCUGAUUUUACUGUGAAUGAACAGGAACCCCCAGGGGCUAAGAUUGGGAAUAUCCCCAUGAAAAGUAAUCUUGUCCAGAAAGCAAAUCUCUCCUCAGAUGUCUUUAGCAGAAUGAGAUAUACUUUUCUUCAGCCUGAUAAUGAAUAUAAAACAGUAUUUAGUAUCAACGAAAUCACUGGUGAUCUUUUUGCAUCCAAAACCAUUGACAGGGAAGACCUUCAGACAUGUAGAGAUUCUACUCUGUGUGUUUUGAAUUUUGAUGUGGCUGCAAACGAACAGGGAGGGGGAGAAUUUCAAGUUAUAACAGUGAAUGUUAACGUAAAGGAUAUCAAUGAUAAUGCACCCCGAUUCCCACAACCCGUAAUAACAAUCAACAUGUCAGAAACCUCAAAUGUCGGCCAACUUGUUCAGCUUCCUGCGGCUGUGGAUCUAGAUACUGGUGAAAACAAUGGAGUACAGAGUUAUGAAAUCUUCCCUGCCAAUGGAACGUUUGGGCUCAGUACUACCAAAAAGCUGGAUGGGAGCUUUGAUGUGAAGCUAAAGUUACUGGAGAAGCUAGACAGAGAGAAAACAGCAAAGUAUAUUCUUCAGAUUUUUGCAAAAGAUGGUGGUGCUGAAAUGAACACUGGGAAGCUACAAGUUGAUGUAAAUGUUUUGGAUUUUAACGAUAAUUCCCCAGUGUUUGGUGAAUCAAUUUACAAUAAAAAUGUGAGUGAAGAUACCCAGCCUGGAACUACCAUCUUGAGUGUGACAGCCUCAGACUUAGACAGUGGGGCCAAUGGAGAGGUGGAGUACUUAAUCAGCCAGCAAGCCUACAGUGAUGUCUUCUCCAUCAAUACACAAACAGGAGACAUCACUCUUCUCAAAAAACUGGUGUAUGAACCAAAUGAGAUUUACUCCUUUGUUGUUGAAGCAAGAGACAAAGGAGCCAUUCCAAACUUUGCCCAGGUCAAGGUCAAUAUUGAGAUAGAGGAUGCUGGAAACAACCCUCCCAUGGUCAAGGUCAAUUUAGUGUCAGGAAAUGGUGGAGUCGUUCCCAUAUCUGAACUGAUUAACAUUGGUGGAUUUGUGGCACACAUUAGUGUGGAGGAUUCAGACAAUGGAAACAAUGGCCUAGUUCAGUGUUCAAUCUCUUCCUCUUAUUUUGGAAUAGAGUCUUUGUCCAGUAAAGGCUACAAGGUUGUGGUGAGGAGACAAUUGGACAGGGAAACAGCCAGUCAACAUAAUAUUACUGUCACAUGUCAGGAUGCUGGAAGUCCACCUCUCCAGUCUUCCAAGAGUUUCAUUGUAAGAGUUGUGGAUGAAAAUGACAAUAAACCCAAGUUUUCUCAACCUGUUUACUUUGCAAGCAUAGAAGAAAACAAUCCAAAAGGGGUGACUGUCACCAAAGUGUCAGCCACUGAUGAUGAUACAGGACUGAACUCGCAGAUUCAGUAUGUUCUCCACAGCGAUGCAGGUUCCUCUUUCAGUAUUAACCGUAUAACAGGGGUCAUCAACGCUACAGGGGUUCUGGAUAGGGAGGGUACUAGUGAUUAUCUAUUCCGUGUCCUUGCAGUGGACAGUGGUGUUCCACCCAAAACAGGCACCGCCACUGUUAUUGUCAACAUUACGGACAUCAACGACAACAAACCAAAGUUUACCGAGUCCCUGUUCACAUUCGAAGUCAGUGAAGGAAGUGAUCGUCAUACGCCUAUUGGUACUGUCGUAGCCCAUGAUCCAGAUGUAGGACUGAAUGCCUUUUUGCAGUACUCCAUGUCUCCACAAGAUAUAAAUGUUCCCUUUGAAGUUUUACGUAAUGGUACUGUGAUCACCAGUACAACACUGGACAGAGAGUAUUUGAGUCAGUACAACUUCAUGGUGUAUGUUCGAGACAGUGGUAAACCGUCUCUGAACAGUUCAGCUUAUGUCACAGUGUACGUAAUGGAUGCCAAUGACAACACACCCAUUAUUCUAUUCCCAAACAAAAUGAACAACACCGUCUCUUCCACUGUCACCUCCCUACCAAUCACGAAAAUCAUAGCAGAAGACAAGGACGAAGGAAUCAACAGACAGCUCACCUACUUCAUACAGAACGGAAAUGAAAAAGUCAUGUUCAAUCUUCAUUCUCAGACAGGCGAACUUUUUCUGAAUCGGGAUUACCACUUCAAGACGGAUCAGUCAGUCAGCCUUACUAUCUGUGUCAGAGACUCGGGGGUUCCCGCUAAAACAGCAUGUACCCAACUUAAUGUUGAAGUGACAAUAAACAAUGUUACCUUAGCAAGACAGACCCAGGAGGCUGAUAAUAAAUACAUCUACAUUUCCAUUGGUGUUAUCAUCUUCACCAUCAUCAUCUCUGUCGCUAUUGUCAUCGUUAUAUUGGUUAUCAGAAAGAAGGACAUCCAGCGCAAGAAAUACAAGGCAACCCCAGGUCCUCUGGGGGUCCCCAUGCAGAAUGGGUACUCCCCUGCCGGUUCAUCCACUGUGCCAAGUGCUAAUACUGAGGAGGAAUACAUGGAGAGAAAGAAAGUGACAUUUAAUCCAGGGACUAACAGCGAGGGGCAUCUAAAUAAUCCAAACAAUAAUUACAGCUCUAACCUCACACAAAAUAAUUUAUAUGACAAGCCACCAUCCUAUUCCUCCCUGAAAUCAGAUUCUAAAAUUGAAGCCAUGAAUGCCUUAAAACUCCAGCAGAUUUUACUGAAGAAGGAUGACCAGGUUGCUUCCCCUGGUAGAGUGCACCCUAGUGACAGUAACAGUGAUACAUCUGGGGAGACAAUCCCGUCAGACAGUGGGCGGGGAGGCAGUGAGGAUGAUAAUCCCAGUACUGCCCAUACAGCAGAUGAUUCCAGAUCAUUUGAUUUUUACAACAACCAAUCCAUGUCCCCCAUUUCCUUCAUGUCAUCACUGCCAAAAAAAGACAGUAAACCCCCUAGACCACCUCCUUGCAGCAUACCCAGCAGCAGUGAUAAAAGACACUCAGCUGCUCCUUUUACUAGUGCUCAUCAUAUGCCAUAUACUCCCAUCUCAUACAAAUCACAUCACUCUGAUCCCUGGGAUUAUAUGAACUCCUCUUAUUACCACAGUGUUCACAAAGACUAUUUUAAUCUUGGAGGAAGUAGCAUCAUCAGCACCACAAAAUCCCGUGAGGAUGAUGAUGAUGCUGCCACCACCACAUCGGGCAGCUACACAAUCAAUCCUGAAGAGCUGGAUGAAGAUCUCAACUUCAGAUGUUCCAAUGACUUUGUUGUGUAGAAAUGUGAUUUUAUAUCCAGACACUGAGAUUAACAGUGCUAUAAAGCUCUAUUGAUGUACUAAAUUCUCACACUUAAACUUUCCAGAGUGUAGUCAGAAUUGUAUAGGGCUCCAACAUAACCAUUCCAUGUGUGAAGUAAUUUGUCUUUAUAUAGAAGAGAAAAUGUAUGGGGAAAGAUUAUGGAACAGUUACCUGCUGCCAUAAAUAUUUUUCAGUAUUAUAUGUUUUUGACACAAAAAAUAUUGUGUAAAUGUAAUAAUACAUUUAUACUAAAUCUACAACAUUUAUGCAGCUUUAUUUACUUUGCAUAAUUAAUGUCAUUGUCAAUACUUGCUGUUGGUUGCUGUUCACUCCAGCAGUAAUUCAUCAGAUGUAUAAAAUAUGCAUGUGUUUGUUCUUAGGGAACAUGUACGAAGAAAUUGGGUAUAUAAGCUUUACAGGAGGCGACCUUGUUACCUGUUUUUAUUUUUUGUUAUGCCAAGAUAAAAUUGAAGCACAUUAUUUUACAUGUUAUAUAUUAAACAUAAUAAUAAAGUAAAAAGAAAUGAAGUACGUU